Molecule: messenger RNA, 4794 nt
Organism: Phycodurus eques (leafy seadragon)
Lineage: Eukaryota; Metazoa; Chordata; Actinopteri; Syngnathiformes; Syngnathidae
Gene: plekha7b
Product: pleckstrin homology domain containing, family A member 7b
Exons: 29
Coding region: 92-4219 (1375 amino acids)
Molecular function (GO): protein binding
Source: RefSeq, a predicted model, not a curated record
GAAAGAGAGAGAGAGAGAGAGAGAGAGAGAGGGUGAGGGUGAGGGAGGUGGGGGAGGUGGAAGGGGGAAGUCGACGCGGAAAAGAAGAAUCAUGGCGGCACCGCUCGGACGGGACACCCUACCUGACCACUGGUCCUACGGAGUUUGUCGGGACGGCCGCGUGUUUUUCAUCAACGACAAAACUCGCAGCACCACUUGGCUUCACCCGCGAACUGGCGAGCCUGUUAAUUCCGGACACAUGAUACGUUCAGAUUUGCCCAGAGGAUGGGAAGAGGGCUUCACGGACGAAGGAGCCAGCUACUUCAUCAACCACAACGCGAGGUGCACAUCAUUUCGACACCCUGUUACCGGGCAGAUUUCACCAGAGAACACAGAAUACACUCUUCAGGACAAGAUGGAGUCCCGCAUGUCCAAUCGCAGAUCACCCUGUAUGGUCGCAGAGUCCUCCAAGCUUGUGACCUCAGCACCAAUGGAUUCCACCUUGACGUCAAAGGGAUCCAGAGGUUCGAGUCGAUGUCAUAGUUUCGGCAAGAGGGAUCAAGCCAUUAAAAGAAACCUCAACAUCCCGGUGGUUGUGAGGGGCUGGCUCUAUAAACAGGACAGCUCUGGAAUGCGACUCUGGAAACGAAAGUGGUUUGUUUUGUCCGACUUCUGCUUGUUUUACUACAAAGACAGCCGCGAGGAGACGGUCCUCGGUAGCAUUCCUCUGCCCAGUUAUGUCAUCGCACCAGUUGCGCCUGAGGACCACGUCAACCGCAAAUAUGCUUUCAAGGCGAGCCACACAGGAAUGCGGUCCUACAUCUACAAUAAGAACUCUGUGAUUGGCUCGCAGGCGGAACACUGCGGGAUGCGGACGUAUUUCUUCAGCGCGGACACACAGGAGGACAUGAACGGCUGGAUCCGGGCCAUGAACCAGGCGGCGCUGAUGCAGCAGAGUCACGCCAUUAAGAGAGAGAGAGAGAGGCCAGAGAAAAGCGUCCAGCAGGAACCUCCUCAAACCAACCGCGUCAACCAGAAGGCGCCUCCGUCAGAAAGCUCGCUCACGACGGACAGAGAGCGCCCUCGGGACGAUGCUGCGCGACCGGCUCCCGGGGAAGAGGCGAAGUACGCGUUGCAGGUCCAAGGGAGGCCCAGGCUGUCGGAUCCAAGAGAGAGGCUCUCUCCAAACUCGGAGGACGGCCAUCCGAGUGGACGGCGAGCGAGCGUGCUGUCGGAACACCACAAUGGAAACCUGUUGUAUCUGAAGGAGACGGGCACUGAGAAACGUGCACAGAGGAAGAAUACGCUGGCCCAGGUGGAGCACUGGGUCAAAGUUCAGAAGGGCGACCCGCCAAAGAGGUCAGUGGCGGUCUUCCAAGUCACGCUCCCGGCUCCUGCCGAGUACAAUCUCCCUCGGCGAACUCCGCCCUCACGGCCCAAAUCGGGCUCAGCGGACGCGUCCUGCCAGUCGCUGCCAAAGUCCCCCCGGCUGCCGUCCGGCGGCGCGUCUCCGCCGUUCGACCUGCCCGGCGACUACAAGUACGCCCACGACCGACUGAGCCACUUCCGCAUGUCCACGGACGAGCGCGUGGCCACCAAGGAGGGGAUGGUGUGGCAGCUGUACGAGUGGCAGCAGAGGCAGCAGUUCCGACACGGCAGCCCCACCGCGCCCGCCUGCUCCGGCCCCGACUUCACCGACUCCUCGUCUUUCACGGUCACCGUGGAGAUGCCGCGCUCCAUCUCUGUGCCGCCGUCCCCCUGUGAGGUCCCGCCGUCCGUCUCCCCCUCGUUCAAGCCGCUGUCCCCCCGCAGGCCGCACACGCCUUCGGGCCGACGGACGGUCAGGCCGCUGGAUGAUUUGUCGAGCGCGGAUAACACUGGCGCGACCUCCCCGGGCCGCAUCUUCACGCGCCUCUCACAGACCUCCCAGAUCUCAAGACGGUCCAUGCCGGCCAUGGGCUACAUCACACACACCGUCAGUGCACCCAGCCUGCAUGGCAAAACGCCCGAGGAGCUGACUCUGCUCCUCGUUCAGCUGCGGAGGCACCAGGCCAAGAUGGCUGGUGUGCAAAGCCCCGCCGCCGCCGCCGCCGCCGAUAUCGAUAUCGCCGGCGGCGCGUUCGCUCAUCUGCGGCAUCGACAGCACAACGGCCUGCUAGGCCCCAGCACGCAGGCUGAUGAUACUUACAUCCAACUGAAGAAGGACCUGGAGUAUCUAGAUCUGAAGGUUACCGGACGGGAAAGCCUCAGAAAGGAAACGCACGGGCCUGUGAAAAUAGCGGAGAGCGAUGCCGAUGUAAAAUUAAGCCGACUGUGUGAACAGGACAAGAUUCUACAGGAGCUAGAAGCCAGGAUACGCACACUGAAGGAAGAUAAGGACAAGCUGGAGUCGGUGUUGGAUGUGUCCCACCAGCAGAUGGAGCAGUACAGAGAUCAGCCAGCCCACGUGGAGAAAAUUGCCUACCAGCAAAAACUACUGCAAGAGGAUGUGGUGCACAUCAGGGCGGAAAUAUCCAAAGUGUCCACAGAGAUGGAGAAUGCGUGGAAAGAGUACAUCGGGCUGGAGAAAGAUGUCGACUGGCUCAAAGCUGCCCUGCAAGGGCAUAUGACCCGCACUGACCUUUCUCAGCAAGAGAAAGUCCAGAUGAGGAAAGAGCUUUGGAGGAUGGAAGACGUGAUCGCAGGCCUCAGCAGCAGUAAAGGCAACUACAAAGUCACUAUCUCCUCUGUGACCAACCCGGAGAGGAAACUUGUGCCUUCCGUGUCGGCGUCGUCUGUGCCCUCGACGUCUGGGAGCCCGUCCGCUAUGUUGAUGAGAUUGUCCCAGGAGCGGCGGCAGCGGCGCGGCACCCGCCUCGGCCCCAGCAGCCGCAAUGCCCCGACCCUCACGCUAUCCUCCAGUCACGCUCAACAGCCCUCACUCCACUCCACAGCCACCGCUACUGGGCAUCCUUGGGCUGAGGAAGAUGUGCCUCCCAGACCGCCGCUACCUCAAGUCUACAGCCUUGACGAGCACCCCCCCGCCGUGCCCCCCCUGCCCAGGGAGACCGCAGUCAUCAGACACACCUCGGUGCGCGGCCUCAAGCGCCAGUCUGACGAACGCAAGCGGGACAGAGAGACAGGCCAAAAUGGGGAUGUUAAGGUGGAGCUCAGGCCUUUCCUGAGCGAUCCCGAGCUCGUCGGCGCGGGAGACGGCGCCAGCGUCGCCGGCGGCGUGACGUCACCAGGUCACGGCGGAGGUUGUCAGACAUUACCCGGCAGAGGAGUCGCCGGCUCCUCCCUCAGACGGAAUCACUCGUCGAGCAUCUCGUCUUACGUGACCCUACGGAGAGCAACGUCAGCUCCCGGUGCGAAGGAGCGAUCCAAAAGUGCCUCGGAACGUCUGUACUCCGCGGAGGCGGCGCCUCAACGCGGGAGGAUGAGCGCCGACGAGCAGCUGGAGAGGAUGAAGAGGCACCAGAAGGCCCUGGUGCGACAGCGCAAGCGCACUUUGAGCCACGGCGACCGCCACGCCUCCACGUCGUCGCGCUCCUCCUCAUCGGCCUCCUCGCGCCCUCUCUCGGCCGACUUUGGUUCUUGGAGGCGAGAGCAGGAGUUUGACCUGCAGCUGUUGGAGAGGGCCGUGCAGGGCGAGGAGGCUCAGGCCGUGAGGAGCGUCCAGGGGGAGGAGAGGCCCCCCGAGCACAAAGAGAGAUCCCGAUCGCACUCCGACGAUUGGCUGACCUUCGGCUCUGAGACCGGGACGCCUCCGACCCACGACGGCCUGGAAACUAAAGACUAUGAUGCCGACUUAAUCAAAGAGCUGUCAAAGCCUGAGAAGAUGUUGAUUCCAGAGCGAUAUGUGAAUUUAGAGCCUGAGGAACCUCUGAGUGCUCAGGAGAUGGAGGACCGUCAUCGGAAGGUGGAACGGAUCAAGAACAUCUUGGCAAAGUCGAGUGUCCAAAACCUGGCGCCGGCAUUAUGCGCAGACAAGUCUGAGGUGAGCUUGCUGGGGCUCAACUCGGUUCUGCAGGAGCAGGAGAGGAUCAUCACCAUGUCCUACAUGCUGGCCUCGGAGGCCUCCCUGAAGAGUAAACAGGUCACAGUUCCGUCGCAGGCUAACAGCCCCGUCCCACCGCCCCCGCCCGCUCCCGCUCCCCCUCCCCCUCCCCCUCCUCCUCCUCCUCCUCUUCCUCCUGUAUCUGCGACGCCUUCCGCCUCCUCUCCUCUAAGCAACGGGAUCCACUACACGUUUGUGUAAUACAAGAAGAAAACUCAAGCAAUUUCUGGACACUGAGAUCUUUUAUGACAAUGGCAACAAACAGCAGGACUCUACAAAAGAAGAUCCUGGAUACAUUUGUGCACAUCACUAGAUGAAUGUAGAACAUAUUUAACCUUUUCGUACUGCGCCAACAACCUCUGAAUGGAUUUUUUGGUUUCCAAAAGAAAGCUGCAGCACUGAACUCUUUAAAAAAAUAUAUAUUUUUUCUAUAUAUUAUAUUGCACUUUGAGCUGUACACCGGAAAGAAGACUGAAAUAUUUUUGAGUUGGCUAUGAAUUAACUUUUGUUGUUUGUCCAUGGAUAUAAUGUUAAAAACAAGAGGCACUAAAUCUAUCGUGAUUGUAGAUUUUUAUCACAAGAAAGAUGUUUUUUUUUUUUUUUUUCUUCAAACAAUUUGCCCACAAUAUCAUGUACACAUUUACCAUAGAACUGCCAGUCUUCCGUUAGCUUUCAUUUUUGUCUACAGCAAGAUGGAAUAACAUCACCUAUUUUGCGUGGGAGUGUCAAGAUCGCAAAAUGGCCAUUUAUUCAAAUGUGAAUAUUAAAGCCAUUAA